AGUUGGUGCUUAAUUAGAGUCAAAUAAAAUGAUUGAAGAGCUUCAAAAGUACAAAUCAGAUCAAUUAACAGACAUCAAAAUUACAGAAGUACAAAUAAAUCUUUCAAAUGGCAUGUGUAUUGCUGGAAAAUGGUGGGGAAAUUUAAAAAAGAAACCAAUAUUAUGUCUGCAUGGAUGGCAAGAUAAUGCUGGAACUUUUGAUCGUCUAAUUCCAUUAUUACCGAGAGAAUUUUCAUACUUAGCAAUUGAUUUACUCGGUCAUGGAAGGAGCUCAUGGUUGCCUAGAGGAGUUCCAUAUAAUUUAUUUGAUAACGUAUAUACAAUAAUUUAUAUAAUGAAGGAGUAUAACUGGCAAAGUAUUAGCAUUUUAGGUCAUAGUAUGGGCGGUGCAAUAGCAUUUUUAUUUUCGAUUAUGUUUCCUGAUAAGCUUGAUUGUCUUGUCACAAUUGAGUUUGGCAAGAAUCCCGAUCGAUCAGAUAUUGAGAGAAUUAUGGAUGCUCGAGACAAUAUUCUUAAUUUUAUUGUUUUGGAUGAGAAGAGUCAGGCAAUUUCAGAACCACCUAGCUACACUCUUGAGGAAAUGAUCGAGAAAGUUCAUGUUGGAAGCUUUGGAAACAUUACAUCUGAAAGUGCUCCUUAUAUUCUUGAGCGGAACAUUAAAAAAUCUUUCAAAGUUCCCGGAAAAUAUUUUUUCUCACGAGACCCAAGGCUGAGGAAUUUAAUUCUCACACCACAUCCUGAAAAUCUUACACUUUGUGGUGCUAAGAACAUGACAGCUCCUUACUUAUUUUUGUAUUCACCAGAAUCGCCACUUUUUGCAAAAGAAUUCUUUUUCGAUCAAUUUUUGGAAGCAUCACAAGAAAAUUCAAAGUUUCAGCAAGUUUUAGUCGAUUCCGAAUCACAUCACUAUCAUUUAAAUGAAGUUGAGAAAAUUUCAGAAGUUGUUGCUAAGUUUUUAAUUGAAAAUCAAAAGGUUAUACAUCAUUUGUAAGGUUUUCC
This is a messenger RNA of Chironomus riparius, 999 nucleotides long. Lineage: Eukaryota; Metazoa; Arthropoda; Insecta; Diptera; Chironomidae. The record is from the annotation of a GenBank genome assembly.